AUGUCUAAGAUAGCCUGCAUUCUCGUCGGAGUUUUGGUCCUGGUCAGUUUGGCUUCGGCACUGCAGUUUCCGGAAGUUGUCGGGAAGAAAGGAGAAGCAGCCAAAAAAUUUAUUCUCAGCAAGUUUCCAGAUUUGAGGGUAAAAAUUAUCUCGUUUUUAAAAAAUGCCGUCUAUUAUUUUAACAAAUUUGAAUUUUCAGUCUGUCAAUCUAAUGUGAAACACAUGAAGAGUGUUCAUUCGAAUCGGGUCAGAUCGGAUCAGAUAUUCAUCUUGAAGGAUGGCUCUCCGGUCACAAUGGACUAUAGACCAGACAGAGUGAGAAUCUUCGUCGAUGACGACGGCUUCGUCGUGGGCACUCCAUAUUCCGGUUGA
Molecule: messenger RNA, 372 nt
Organism: Helobdella robusta
Lineage: Eukaryota; Metazoa; Annelida; Clitellata; Rhynchobdellida; Glossiphoniidae
Exons: 5
Coding region: 1-372 (123 amino acids)
Biological process (GO): response to wounding
Molecular function (GO): serine-type endopeptidase inhibitor activity
Source: RefSeq, a predicted model, not a curated record